CUCAGCGUGUAGCAUACAGCAUGGAGCCGCAAGUCGCUGAGCUGAAGAAGAAGAUUGAGGACACGUUGUGCCCUUUUGGCUUCGAGGUUUACCCCUUCCAGACAAAUCCCCCAUAAACACUCAUCACAGAGCAUCAGUAGAAAUUCAAUGAUUGAAUGAAUGAGAUGGAGGCUGGGCACAAUAUAUGAGACCUUGAAUGCCAGGUUAAGGUAUGUAUUUUCUGUUCCAGGUGGCAUGGUACAAUGCAGUCCUGCCUUCAGCCUUCCACCUGCCCCUGCCAGGACCUACCCUGGCCUUCCUGGUACUCAGCACACCUGCCAUGUUUGACCGGGCCCUCAAGCCCUUCCUGCAGAGUGGCCACCUCAAACCACUGACUGACCCUGUGGACCAAUGUGUGGCCUACCACCUAGGCCGUGUUAGAAAGAGCCUCCCAGAGCUGCAGAUUGAAGUUAUCGCUGACUACGAGGUACACCCCAACCGGCGUCCCAAGAUUCUGGCCCAGACAGCAGCCCAUGUGGCAGGGGCUGCUUACUACUACCAACGACAGGAUGUAGAGGCUGACCCCUGGGGAACCCAGCACAUAUCAGGUGUGUGCAUACAUCCCCGAUUUGGGGGCUGGUUUGCCAUCCGAGGGGUAUUGCUGCUGCCAGGAAUAGAAGUGCCUGAUCUGCCACUCACUAAACCCCUCGACUGUGUACCAACAAGAACUGACCGAAUCGCCCUGCUUGAAAGCUUCAAUUUUCAUUGGCGUGACUGGGCUUACAGGGAUGCUGUGACACCCCAGGAGCGCUACUCAGAAGAGCAGAAGGCCUACUUUUCCACACCACCUGCCCAGCGCUUGGCCUUGUUGGGCUUGGCCAAACCCUCAGAGGAGCCUAGUUCUGCAUCCCCCGAGCUUCUCUUUACCACACUGAUACCCAAAUCUCAGAAUCUCAGCAGAGCCAGGGGGUGGCUCAGCCCCAGGGUCUCACCACCUACAUCCCCUGGCCCUUGAUACCCUCCUCCCCUGUGGGAUCCCUAUUUAUACCAAUAGUACUUGCUAAGACUUAUCUGGCUUUGGCAAGGCAAAGGUUUUAUUUUGGCUAAAAGAUGAUUACUUUUGAUAAAAGAAUUAUAGUAGAGAUCUUCAAUGAAGAUAAUGAGGCUCAGAAGUCCGGUCAAGACAGAAAUCAAAGACUAAUCAAUAUUAGUUAAUAUUUCAAUAGGAAAAAAGACAAAGGCAGACUCUGAAUCCCCACCUGCCUUGUCAUAUGGAAUUAUUGCCUGUUACCAUUAGUCUGCAGUGCUACAUGUUACAAGGACAAAGGGGUAUUUAUUGCCUGUUACCGUUUAUCUGCAAUGCUCCAAGAUGUUACCUGAUAUAGGGCCUAAGGGACAACUAAUCCUCUAAGCAAUAAUAUAAAUAAAUAAUGUAUCAUAG
Myotis lucifugus (little brown bat) is the source of this 1420-nucleotide messenger RNA. RefSeq names its product methylmalonic aciduria (cobalamin deficiency) cblC type, with homocystinuria (gene MMACHC). The record is from RefSeq and is a predicted model, not a curated record. The transcript has 4 exons. Bases 212 to 994 code for a protein of 260 amino acids. Gene Ontology annotation, molecular function: demethylase activity; FAD binding; cyanocobalamin reductase (cyanide-eliminating) (NADP+) activity. Gene Ontology annotation, cellular component: cytoplasm. Lineage: Eukaryota; Metazoa; Chordata; Mammalia; Chiroptera; Vespertilionidae. Gene Ontology annotation, biological process: cobalamin metabolic process.